Molecule: messenger RNA, 1165 nt
Organism: Exserohilum turcica Et28A
Lineage: Eukaryota; Fungi; Ascomycota; Dothideomycetes; Pleosporales; Pleosporaceae
Exons: 4
Coding region: 96-989 (297 amino acids)
Molecular function (GO): oxidoreductase activity, acting on NAD(P)H as acceptor
Source: RefSeq, a predicted model, not a curated record
AUUGCUCACCGAUCAGCUAUAGAAUCAAAUCUCCACAUAUCUUCAUCACUUAUCCCAAUCGCUCAAUUAUAUCACACGCCCGAACCCUUGCAACAAUGGCCAACCUCGACGUGACCAUUCCGAAGUUGAAACUCAAUGAUGGCGCCUCAAUUCCCAUGUUGGGUUAUGGCACCGGAACUGCUUGGUACAAGCGUGAUGACGAUGGCAAGAUCGAUCAAGCGACCGUUGACGCCGUGAAAAUGGCUAUCAAGUUGGGGUACACACAUCUUGAUGGAGCAGAGAUAUACAAGACCGAACGCGAGCUUGGAAUAGCCAUCAAAGAGAGCGGUGUCGCACGCGAGAAGCUUUUCGUGACGACCAAAGUGAACAAUGAAAACAUCAACGACAUUGCUGGUGCAAUCAAGGCAAGCUUGGAGAAACUUCAACUAGACUAUGUUGAUCUUUACCUCAUCCACCAACCUUGGUUUGGCAAUUCAGAGGCCGAUCUCCAAAAGGCUUGGGCCGACAUGGAAGCUGUCAAGGCCUCAGGCCUGGCCAAAUCCAUUGGCGUUUCCAACUAUCUGCCCAGCCAUCUGGCAACCGUUCUCAAGACGGCCAAGGUUAAGCCAGUCUGCAACCAGAUCGAAUUCCACCCUUACCUCCAGCACCCAGAGCUUCUGGAAUUCCACAAGCAAAAUGGCAUCGCCACUACCGCAUAUGCACCUCUGACGGCUGCCACCAAGGCAAAGCCCGGGCUCGUGGAUGGAUAUGUGGAGAGUCUGACCAAAAAGUACGCCGUGAGCGAAAAUGAAAUCUUCCUCAGGUGGUGCAUCGACCAGGACAUUGUUCCAAUUACGACGAGUAGCAAGGAGCAGCGACUCAGCGAUUACCUGAGGGCGAUGACAUUCAAGUUGACACCAAAAGAGAUUGAGGAAAUCAAUCAACUGGGCCAGAAGAAGCACUUUAGAGGUUUCUGGGCAGUCAAGUUUGCCAGUGAUGAUGGAUCGUGAGAUAUCUAGACCAAGACAAGAUGAAAGCAGAAACUGAGAGUAUCACAUGCCAAAGGAAACAUGGGGCAGAAAGUGCGAGGGAUUAAUAGCUCACCUAGCAGGCUUGCUCAAGCGCCAUUGGUUCGGUGUAGUCUCCAAUCCACAAGAUGUGUGCCAGCGAUGCUCAAUGAAACAAG